Messenger RNA from Scomber scombrus (Atlantic mackerel), 6243 nucleotides. RefSeq names its product polyketide synthase 1 (gene pks1). The transcript has 6 exons. The coding region runs from base 1 to 6243 and encodes 2080 amino acids. The record is from RefSeq and is a predicted model, not a curated record. Lineage: Eukaryota; Metazoa; Chordata; Actinopteri; Scombriformes; Scombridae. Gene Ontology annotation, biological process: fatty acid biosynthetic process. Gene Ontology annotation, molecular function: fatty acid synthase activity; 3-oxoacyl-[acyl-carrier-protein] synthase activity.
AUGGAGGAGGCAGAGGAUGACAUAGCUGUAAUUGGGAUUGGAUGCAAUUUCCCUGGAGGUGAAGGUUUGGACAAGUUCUGGAGGGUUUUAUUGGAGGGAAAAAACUGUGUUGUAGAUAUUCCAGCAGAAAGGUUUGACACAACUUUCUGGUACGACCCUGAUGAUAGCAAAGCUGGAAAGAUACAGACAACCAAAGCUGCUCUUAUAGAUGGGUUUAAUGAGUUUGAUCACAAGUUUUUUGGCAUUACUGAAGCAGAGGCUGAUUUCAUGGACCCUCAGCAGAAACUUCUUCUUCAGUGCACAUACAGAGCAUUAGAAGAUGCCGGGAUGCCAAUGGAGUGCAUCAGUGGAAGCAGAACUGGAGUUUAUAUAGGUCUUAUGAACAGGGAUUACGAGAUGCUUCGAAGCAACAGCCAUACCACAAUAAAUCAUUACCAUGGCACUGGAACAGCCAUGAGUGUUGCAGCCAACAGAAUUUCCUUCAGCUUUAAUCUCACUGGCCCCUCUUUUGCCAUUGACAGUGCCUGUUCCUCUUCUUUGGUGACACUACAUAUUGCCUGCCAGGCUAUAAAGCAAGGAGACUGUGAGAUGGCUUUGUGUGGAGGGGUCAGCUGCAUCAUAGAGCCAAGAGUGUUUGUUGCUCUCAGUAAGGCGAAGAUGAUCUCACCUGAGGGGACCAGCAAACCUUUUUCCAGUAAAGCAGAUGGCUAUGGUAGAGGAGAGGGUUGUGGGGUUGUUCUCCUGAAGCCGCUGAAAAAGGCUAUACAAGACUGCAACAAAGUUUGGGGUAUCAUCAGCAAAACAGCCGUAAACCAAGAUGGACACUCUGUUACCCCAAUCACUAAACCCUCCAUGGUUCAACAAGAGGAGCUGCUGCGGUGUAUCUACUCAGAGUGUGACCGUGCAAAUGUCCAGUACAUAGAGGCACAUGGUACUGGGACCCCAGUUGGAGACCCGACAGAGGCAGGAAGCAUCUCAAACGUCAUUGCUAAAGCCAGACCUCCUAGUGCAGAAAGACUGCGGAUUGGCUCUGUGAAGGGUAACAUUGGACACACAGAAUCUGCCGCUGGAGUGGCAGGACUCAUUAAGGUCCUCUUAAUGAUGAAGCAUGAAACCAUAGUUCCCUCAGUUUUCUACACUGAAGACUGUUCAAGAGUAGAUGUAAAAACUCUGAGUUUAAGUAUUCCGACUAAAGCUGAAAAGUGGAAGACAAAUGCAUCGUUUAAGAGGGUAGCUGGCAUCAACAGCUUUGGAUUUGGAGGCACAAAUGCACAUGUGAUUGUUAGAGAGUAUAGACGGACUGCAGAUCCUACAGAGAUCUCAAAAGGCUGUCCAAAAGUCUUUGUAAUAUCUUCAGCCUCUGAGAAAUCAUUAAUCCUAUCCAUCACUGAUACUCACCAAAGACUUUGCAGCGAUCAAACAGUUGACUUGCAGGCAUUGUCGUACACCUCAGCAUGCAGAAGGAGUCAUAACAAACACAAAUAUAGGAAGACCUUCCUAACAUCUUCUAUCCCAGAUUUACAGUAUCAGCUGACGUCCGCACUGAAAACAAAAGUUGAGCCAACAAAGUCAGACCUCCAGGUGUUGUUUGUGUUUUGUGGAAAUGGGGUUGCCUACAGAAGUAUGUGCAAGCAGCUGUUGAGAGAGGUUCCUGUUUUCAGAGAUAAAAUCAGAGAAGUUGAGAAUCUCUUCCAGAGUCAUAAAAGUAUCAGCAUCAGCCGAUGGCUUGCUGGUGACUAUGAUAAUGAUGAUUUCAGUAAGCCAGAUGUUGUCCAGCCUAUUCUUUUUGCUGUCCAGGUUGGCAUUGCUACUCUCCUAAAGCAUUGGGGUGUCAAACCUGACGCUGUACUCGGUCACUCUGUGGGUGAGGUUGCUGCUGCUCACUUUUCUGGCCUCUUGUCUCUUGAGGAUGCUGUUAAAGUGUUGUACCACCGCAGUACUCUUCAAAGUAAGGUCACAGGAGGGAAAAUGCUUGUGGUCAGUAAUGUGGCUGUGGAAAAGGUAUUAAAAAUCCUUCAAGUCCUCUCUGGAAAAAUUUGCAUAGCUGCUUUCAAUAGCCCUCAGUCAUGCACCCUGUCAGGAGAUGCAGAUGCUAUAGACAUCCUCCAUGAAAGGCUGAAGAUUAUGUUCACAGCUGAAAAUAUCUUCCUCCUUGUAUUAGAUGUUCCAGCAGCAUACCAUAGCCAUAUGAUGGAUCCUAUUGUAGAUGACAUUGAGAGAAGCCUAGAUGGUUUGGCAGUCAACAACCUGACGUGCAAACUUUAUUCAACAGUGACUGGAGACAGAUAUUUGGAUGGUGACUUUAGCACAGGCAGGUACUGGGCAAAAAAUAUCCGAGAACCUGUUUUAUUUGAACAAACCCUGCGUGCUGCCACCAAAGACAAGCAAUCAAGAAGAAACGCGGUCUUUGUGGAAAUUGGACCUCGCAGAGCUCUCCAUAGGAACAUACACGAGACUGUGGGAAAUGACUCCAUAGUUCUUUCCUCUGUCCAGCCAGAGAAAGAGUAUGAACAGAUAUUGUCUACAAUAGCAAAACUAUUUGAACUGGGCAUCAAUGUGCACUGGCAUGAGCUCUACAGAGGUUGCAAGACAUUGCCUACAGCCCUCCCAAUCUAUCAGUUCGACAACACAAAGAAAGAAUUGUGUUUUGAAGCUGUGAGAAAAGGUGAUGAAUCAUCUACUUUUUCUCCCCAUAUGCUCAUAUCCCCAAUAAAGAGGGAAAACAAAGAGUACAUGUGCAACCUCUCAUUAGAGUCUGUACCGUAUCUUUGGGAGCAUAAAAACAAUGGCGUUUCCAUUGUGCCAGGCACGCUUUAUGUUGAACUAGCUUAUGCCUCAGUGAUGGCAAGUUUAAAGCCAAAGAAGCCUGUUUCCUUGCUGCAGCUCAGUGUGAACUUUCAGAAUCUGUUUACACUCAGCUCUAAUUGUCAUCAGUUGAAAGUGACACUUGAGAAUGAAGCUUCAUUCAAAAUACAGUCGCCUGUGGCCACACAUGCCUCUGGCACCUACACAUGUACAGAGGGACAACCAGUUUUAGAGGAGUCAACCAUUUGUCUUGACAUGAUAUCCCAAAGGUGCAGAUUGAAUAUGAAGAGAGAAGAGAUUUAUUCCAUUCUUUCUCAGGCAGGAUUUGAGUAUGGUGCUGUCUUCAGACAGCUUGAUAAUGUGUGUUUUGGAGAUGAAUUCAAGGAAGCUAUGACAACAAUUAAAGUACCCAGAGAACUUCUAAAACAUCUCCAUGACUUUUUUGUCCACCCUGUGUUACUGGACUAUUUCCUGCAAAUGACUGCAGUAGUAGCUAUCGGACAGCUAACAGCCAAGCAAGGAUUCCCCUCAGCUAUUGGUAGUGUCACUGUAUCAGGACCACUACAUGACGAAAUGUUCAUGUACUUACGAGCCACUCAAGAAACUCCAGACUUCCUUGAUGUAUGUGGUUGCUUUUCCACAACAGAGGGAAAAGUAUUGGUGGAACUUAAGGGGGUGAGGAUCACAUUUUUGAGCAGUUGCUCAAAUGUUCCUCAUUCAGUGUUCUUCCAUAAUGAAAUGAUUGCAAUCCCUGACAAGACAGAAUUCAACUUGAAAAUAAAGGCAUUAGUUUUUGAAGACAAACUGGGCAUUGCUAAAGCACUUAGGCCAUACAUGCACCCAGAGUCAACCACUGUGGAGAGCAGACUGCAUUGGAUGUCAAACCAAAUUCAAGAUUUAGUGUUUCAGUCUCUAAACACUAAUGUGAAAGAAGUUCUCUUCAUUUGGGCUGUAGACGACAUCAGUCACUUAUCAUCUGAAAAGAUGCUGGAAUGCUUGGUGACUUGCUGUGAACUAUUUCGACAGGUUGUUUUAGCCUUGAAAGAGAGCAAACGCCCUUACACUGUCCGUGUCAUAACCUAUAGAUCAACAGAAAUGACUGUGAACCAUAUCAGUCCUGGUUUUGUGCUGUCUGGUAUGACAAGGGCUUGUGCAGCAGAGAUGGUGGGUCUCUCUUUUCAGCUAAUUGACCUUGCUUCUGUGACGAGUGAGGACAUUCAAACACUGGUUCAUGUAAUAAACACUUGCAAACAACAAGAGAUCAUGGUCAGCAAAGGACAGGUAUCAGCAACAAGAAUAGAACAAACCCCCAUAAGGAACAGGGUUUCAUCUGAGGGUGAUAUGCACUCUGUGUAUCUGAGGAAUUUUGUCCUGCAGACCACUAAUCCAUACAGAAUGACAAGCUUGUCCGCUAUUCCAUCUGACACAAAUGACAAUCCUGUCCUGGAAAGAUCAGUUGAGGUUCAGCUAACCAAUGUAUGUGUGCAUUCGUCUGAUUACUUCCCUGUCACCCUUUCACAUUUUCAUUUUGACAAGACGUUAUAUUGGAACAAGCAUGCAUCACACAAUCACAAGCUUCUGGCUUUAGAUUUUAGUGGUAUUGUCACAGCUGUUGGGAAAGAUGUGCAUAAUCUAAGAGUGGGAGACCAUAUUGCUUCAUGUUAUCCAGUGGCUGCCACUGGGAAGGUUAUAGUACCUGAAGCUGCAUGUCACAGCACAAAGAGACUCCCAUUCCUGAAAGAGACGCCAUGCAUGUCUUACUUCAUACUGGCAUGGGAGAUCCUGAAGAGAAUGCUACUUACAGUAAAACCGCAGCACAGAAAAUUGGCUAUUAUCACUUCCAACUCAGCCUCUGCUCUGUUAAAAGUUUUGGCUGUGACAGCAAACAAGUCAGGAUGGAAUGUGUCUUGCCUGUCCCAUUUCAGAAGAGAAUCUCAAAAUAUUGAUUCGUAUCGCGCAUUUGUUAUUCUGCCUCCAUUUGAUCAGUCCUGGCAGGAAGUACAUGACAGUGGCAGCCAUGAGAGACAUAUUAUUUUUGUGUGUAGUACUCAAAUGUCAUCUUCAUUCUCAGCAAAUAUGUUUGCACCCAAGAGUGACAUUGUGCAUGUGCAUAAAUUUGACGUGGCCGAAGUUCUUCAGAGACCCAAUCUACUAGCACAAAAAACGAAUGUCUUUAACUGGCUACUGUCAUUAGGCCUUGAUACAUUAUCUCUGCCUCUCAAAAGGGAGACAUUUCAAAUAUCAAGCACAGAAGGACCUCCCGCUGAUGCAGAUGCUGAGUACUUAUCGUACUUUACCACAAAGACAGUGCAGCAAGUGGUUUUAGAGCACACAGAAUCCUAUUGUCCAGUGUCAGAUAUCCCUUUGCUUACCAGGCCGAAACAGCCAUUUAAGAAAAGCUGUGUUUAUAUUGUAACUGGAGGGCUCACAGGUUUGGGACUUGAGACAGUAAAGUUCAUUGCUCGUAAUGGCGGAGAUUGUAUUGCAACGUUGUCCAGAAGUAUUCUGACAGAUGAAAUGCAAUUAGAAAUGGAUCUCCUCCAGAAAAGAUACGGGGUUGCUAUCAUGAAUGUCCAGUGUGAUGUUUCUGUGUCGAUGCAGGUGGUGGAGGCAAUUUCAGAAAUUGAAAAAAGAUUCUCUUCCUGUGCAAUCAAAGGAGUGUUUCACAGUGCUGCAGUGUUACACGAUGCAUUGAUUGAGACCCUUGAUCAGACCCUCUUCCGAAAGGUUUUGCAGCCCAAAGUGAGUGGGGCUUUAAACCUUCACUAUGCAACACUUCAUAAGAAACUCGACUUCUUUGUGUGCUACUCUUCCAUCUCUUCAUUUAUUGGCAAUGCCUCACAAUGUAACUAUGCAGCGGCCAAUUCAUUCCUCGACACAUUAUGUCAUUAUCGGAGGAACCUUGGGCUUGCUGGCCAGUCCAUCAACUGGGGUCCUUUGAACCUUGGUCUCCUGUUGAACAAACACCAUUUCCAAAAGUUCCUGGAGGCAAAAGGGAUGAUGAUAAUGGAUGUUUGUGAGGUUCAUGAGGCACUCAAAAUGUGUCUUCUAUUGAACAGACCUCAGCAAGUCAUUUGCAAGUUCAACUUCAAGAAACUUUAUGAUCAUGUUCUUUCACAAAAUGCGUCUCUCAGAGAACGACUGUCAGCUUUAGUUGAAGUUGAGCUUAAAAAUGACAUAAGCAAUGAACCCACGAUUCAGCAUUUGUCCUCUACACGUGAAAGUGUGAGAACAAUUGUCAGUGACAUAAGCAAUGUUAGUGUAGAUGAGCUGGAUGAUGAUGCCACUCUCUAUGCACUGGGGAUUGACUCGAUGUUGGCCAUGACUCUACAGAACAACAUUUUCCAAGAGACUGGUGUGAAUAUACCUUUGGUUCGAAUAUUGGACCCCAACUGCACACUGGCCACUUUGACAACGUAUGUAAUGAAUGAUGGAUAA